Asterias rubens (European starfish) is the source of this 1155-nucleotide messenger RNA. RefSeq lists its product as uncharacterized. Bases 1 to 1020 code for a protein of 339 amino acids. The record is from RefSeq and is a predicted model, not a curated record. Lineage: Eukaryota; Metazoa; Echinodermata; Asteroidea; Forcipulatida; Asteriidae. The transcript has 4 exons.
AUGAACGUUGGCAAUCUCAAGGAUUCAAAGGAUCCAUGUAUGACAGAACAGAAUCCUAAGAAGAGGCACCCUGAUGACUUCAAAUCACUGGGUCAUCCUUUGCAGGUGAAACCCGUGGAGAAGCAAACCCUCAAGAGUCCACCAACCGUCUUGUUCAAGCCUUCUCCAGAGACACCCCUACUCCUCUCAAGAGUCCACCAACCGUCUUGCUCAAGCCUUCUCCAGAGACACCCCUACUUCUCCCAAGGUUCAAUUGAUUCUCCGUCCAAGCCCAAAAGGCACCCUGAUGAACUCAAACCACUGGGUCAUCCUUUGCAGGUGAACCCCUUGGAGAAGCAAACCCUCAAGAGUCAACCAACCGUCUUGCUCAAGCCUUCUCCAGAGACACCCCUACUCUGCUCAAGAGUCCACCAACCGUCUUCUUCAAGCCUUCUCCAGAGACACCUCUACUCUGCUCAUUGUGUCCACCAACCGUCUUCUUCAAGCCUUCUCCUGAGACACCCCUACUCUGCUCAAGAGUCCACCAACCGUCUUCUUCAAGCCUUCUCCAGAGACACCUCUACUCUGCUCAAGAGUCCACCAACCGUCUUCGUCAAGCCUUCUCCAGAGACACCCCUACUCCUCUCAAGAGUCCACCAACCGUCUUCUUCAAGCCUUCUCCAGAGACACCUCUACUCUGCUCAAGAGUCCACCAACCGUCUUCUUCAAGCCUUCUCCAGAGACACCCCUACUCCUCUCAAGAGUCCACCAACCGUCUUCUUCAAGCCUUCUCCAGAGACACCCCUACUCUGCUCAAGAGUCCACCAACCGUCUUCUUCAAGCCUUCUGGAGAGACACCCUAUAAUAGAAGACAGAGGCCACAAACUACAUCUUGAAGAGUUGACUACAUGGAUCUACAAUCAAAGAGAUCAACUAAUCCAGACAGAGAGUGUCGGAUCUCCAAUCGAGUUCCAGUCCAUCACCAGUGGAGAUGCAGUGUUGGUCAACAGUAAUUUAGCGUUUGUAGCUUUGAAUUUAUAACUACUUGUAUCUGGGAUGGAUCUGAAGGUCUAAUAUAAUAUCACCAAGAUAAUGAAGGCUUUUCUUGAAAGCAUCAAUGUCUGCAAGAUUGAAAUGUGCACAUCCUGAGUGUGGUGAAUCAUUCAUACUUCCCUU